This is a messenger RNA of Ilex paraguariensis (yerba mate), 462 nucleotides long. The record is from the annotation of a GenBank genome assembly. Lineage: Eukaryota; Viridiplantae; Streptophyta; Magnoliopsida; Aquifoliales; Aquifoliaceae.
AUGAAUGGCAAUGACAUGAGGGCAGUAAGCAGGAUUGGUGAUCGAUCAACCAGUGAUGUUGUUGUGAGGCUAAGAACACAAGACGGCCGUGACAAUUGGGUAUAUUGUCAUUCCCAUAUCCUUAUAGAGAAGUGCAAGUAUUUUGCUGACCGUUUAUCUGAGAAUUGGCCCACGUGCCAGAUUCUUGACUCCCGCAAUUGUGUUGAGGUCUAUUGUGAAGAAUCUGAAUUUGACUACCAUGUCACUGUUCUACGUCUCUUCUAUGUUAGUAUGGAUGGUUCUGUGACUGACAUGUGGCAUGGUGUUAGAAAUGCUCUUGGCAUUCUUCGAGUGGCCGUCGAGCUUGGAUGCUCUCCUAUCAUUGCUGCCUGUGUUAAUUAUCUGGAAGCAGUCCCUUGGGAAGAGGCCGAGGAGGAGGAGAUUCNUAGCCGUUUAGGAGGAGCUUGGGUGUUACUUAACUAG